AUGAUGGUGGUGAAGGGUGUGUGCCGGAAGGGAUCUUUGGUGAUUUGUGUGGCGAAUUUUUUGGCGUUCUGCUGCUGCGACGUUUCGACGUCGUCGAACUUCAACAAAUUUCAGAGCGCGCUUCAGCAACAGAAUAUCCACACCAUACUGGGCUCGAUAGAAGAAAGACUACGGAACCUAGACAACAUUUAUUCCAUGCAACUAUCGCAAAGUAUAGAUGUGAAACUCGAUCAGUAUAACAGGAAAUUGGAAAAUGUCGACAGCAAGAUCAUGAGGCUGGAAGCUCUGGUCAUGCUGAAUUUGGGAAAAAUUUCCGAAAACAUCAGCACGAAAAACUUCAAAGACGACAUAGAGAAAACAAACAUUUAUAGAAAACUAGAUUCUAUAUACGAAAACGUUGUUCAUAGAUUGAACUACAUUGAGAGACAAUAUGAAGCAAACUUUGACAAAAUGCAAAAAAACUCGGAAAUCACGAUGAAACGGUUAGAAAAAAUAGAAGAAAGUAUUUCAAAAAGUAAUUCAGACUUUGAAGCGGAGCUUUCAGAUGCCAUUUUUGCAAUUGAUGACUUAAAAACAACGUACACUUCAAUGGAGAAAAAGAUACUGAACACAACAGAAGCAGCACUCAAUGUUUCGAGAGACAGCUUCAACUUAUUAUCGAAAAGUAAUAUCGAAAACAGAAAAUCCAUGAAUAAACUGCACGACAAUAUAAUUGGCAACUUGCAAUACAUUGACAACAAAACCAGCGAACACAUCAAAAUAUCUGACAAUACAAACGGUAUGUUGAAACAGAUGCAAGUUGAGCUGAAAGAGGACUUCAAUAGUUAUGCAAAUAAGGUAGCUGAUAUGAAUACUGACAUUUGGAAGACCAGUGAUACAACAGAGGAUGAUCUGAAGACUAUUGCUAAAGUUGUCAAUGCCACAAAAAUUGAAUUACAAAAUGGGGUACGAUCUCUCAUGUUGCAGCUUGGCAAAUUAUCACACAAAGAAAAUAGCAUACCUCUUGGUACAGAUCGUUACGAUGAACUAGAGACAAAAUGGAACGCAAACUUCGAGAAAAUACUUACCAACCAGGAUGUUUUUAUGGAGAGCUGCCAUAGGCUGCAGAUGGAUGAAUCUCAAAUCGAAUCGGAAAUAAGCGUCAUGCUGAAUAAGCUGAUUGAUAUGCUUGAAAAAAAAUUCGCUUCAGAAACCAAAGAUAUGAAAAAUUUCGAAAAAGCACUGAAAAAUCAUGAUGGGCGAACAAACAGGAACCUGUUCCAGGCGAAUCAAAACAUCAUAUCGCUUUUCGAAAAAUCCACAGUGAAUACUCAGAUUGUGACAAAUGAAAUCCGAAAAGUGGGCACCGAUUUGGACACUCUAUUUUCGUUUGUGCAGAGUACCCUAACUGAUUCUUCAAGUGCAGCAAAUACGAAGGAAAUGAAGAAAAUACUGGACAAGCUGAAUCAAAUCGAAUCAAAUGCAACAGGUCCAAGAACCAACAAUGGGAAUGUCACAAAUCAUGAUAUCCACAAAGAAAUACAUAGGCUAUCGAAAGAAAUUUCCUCCAUGAUUGAUGAAAUCAACAACAACACGUUGAACACAUGUGUUCACAAAAACGAAGUCCUGAAAAUAAUAGAGGUGAUCAUGAAGAAUAAUUCCAAUGAAAAUCGUUCAACGUCUCUAGGCUCAAAGCAAAAUGUCACUGAAGGAAUCACAGAUGAAAUUAAACAUGGCGUUAUGAGAGUAUUUGGUCCACCACCCCGUCUCGAGAAGAAUCAAAAUCAGACGACUGCGAAUAUCCCGAAAAAACAGAAAUGUAAGCAACUUAGAGAUAUGAUUGAUAUCAGAGCUGGAACAGUCCAAAUUUGUGAAGAAGAGAAUAAAAAGCCAAAGAGAAAGAAGAAGAAAUAUGAUAUAGACAUCAGGAGUGAGAGUGAUUCGAACGAAUAUGAUUCAGAAAUUGAUUACCUCGAAUCGACAACAGAAAACGUAGAUACUAUAAAAGACAGUACAAACGAGGAAAUAUUCACUACACAUGUAUAUACAACUACAACUACCGAUGAUCCUUUCCACGAAAAUAUAGAGAACAAAACAGAACCGAAACAAACGAAUACCAGCAGAACCUUCUGA
This is a messenger RNA of Phaedon cochleariae (mustard beetle), 2112 nucleotides long. The record is from the annotation of a GenBank genome assembly. Lineage: Eukaryota; Metazoa; Arthropoda; Insecta; Coleoptera; Chrysomelidae.